GUCUACAUCUGUGUUGACUUCACAUAGGGACCUGUCUUCUUGUGAUUUUCUAUCACUGUGGUGCAAUGUCUGCAAAUAAACAGGAAGCAUUUACUGAUACAGUACAGAUUGUUUUAAUCGGUGCUUCAGGCUCUGGUAAGAGCUGCUCUGGAAACACAAUAUUGGGCCAGAAACUGUUUGCAUCAGAAGCAUCUGCAAAGUCUGUGACAUGUGAAUUCAAAAUGAUGGAAGAGAUAAUCAAAAGCUGGCAGGUUAAAAUAAUGGAUACUCCAGGCUGGGACUGCACUGAACUCACUAAACAUGAUGCCAUGCUUGAAAUAAAACAGGCUGUACAAUGUCUUGAUGGACCUUACUCUUUUCUCCUUGUCAUACGUGCUGGCUCUAUGGAAACUGAAAAAGAAAUUAAUCAAAUCUAUGACCUUAAAAGGGUCCUUGGACCCUCCUUUAUGGAUCAUACUACAAUCCUGUUUACACGCAGUGAUGAUCUUGAGGGGAAAUCUUUUAAGGACUUUAUUAGGGAAGGAAGUGGAGAGUUUUAUAAUCUGUUAAAGCAAUGUGGGUACAGACACCACUGCUGGAACAAUAGAGAUAACAGACGUGAUGAUGCAGUGGAAAGGUUACUAAAGGAUUUGAAAAAGUCAGAGCUGCGAAACACAUGCUCCCAAACAAACCAUAAAGAACAAAACCCUUCUGGUUUUACCCAUUAUUGUGACCAAGAAAAGAAAAUGCAAGAAAAUGUAGCGACUGCUAGCAAGAGAUCAAGAAAUGCAAUAGACGCAGAAAAAUGUAUGUAUGGAAAUCCCAUCAGAGUUUUAUUUCUUGGAAGAAACAGUGUGGGAAAGACAUCAAGCAUCAAAACCCUUCUCAGGAAAUGUGUACACAGAGAAGGUUCAAUUUUUGAAUGCACUACCUUUGGCCUGACUCUGAAGCUGGUAGAAUCUCAUGGCAUUGAUGACAAUGUGGAACGAAUCCAGAAGGACAUCUUGAAAUCACUGUCUGACUGCAGUCCUGGACCUCAUGUCAUUAUUAUAGUGCUCAACAUUGAGCGAUUCACUCCAGCGGCAAAUACAGCCAUGAAACAUGUACAAGACUGUCUUGGAGAAAAUGCCAGAAAACACACAAUGAUUCUCUUCACUGGUGCAGAUAAUUUGGAGGGUAAAACAAUUGAAAACUUCAUUCAGGAGAAUCAGCAACUCAGUGAAUUAGUGAAAAUACAUAAAAACAGAUUUCAUGCGCUCAAUAACAGAGACAUCAGGAAUGAGAAUCAAGUGAAUGAACUCCUGAAGAAGAUUAACGACAUGUAUGAACAAAAUAAUAAAGAAUUCUACACAAAAGGACAAGAGUCUCCAGAUUCUGAUCAACAAAAAGGAAUGGCAUCUGCAAUGAGCAGCUCAGCUCGUAAUGUAAAAGCUCCAACAACUGGCUUUAUAAAAAACAUUCAAGACAUACCUGGGUAUGUCUGACUAGCCAGGCAAAUAAGAGGCUUGGCUUCAUUUUUUACAAGCAGAAGAUGAGCAGAUGAAGAGUAUUUACACAACAAUAUUGCAGUUAUUCCCGCAAUAUCUUCAUAAAACACCUGAAUCAGCGCUUUUUCUAAUAAUACCUGACACUUGGUCUGGUUAUGUGUUAUUUACUAUAUAUUGCAACAUGUGCUUGUUCCUUUUUGUUUUAUGAUUACUUUUUUUUUUUUUUUGUAAACCAAUGUAAAUUGCAUGUCACAUAUUAGCACUCUCUGAAAAUAAUUGUGUUGUUAUUUCAAACCCUAUUUUCUCUCCAGCUGUGUGUUAAAAUGCAAAAAAAUUCUCCUUUGUUCUUCUGUCUCUUUCACCUGGUUCUUCUACUCUGAUAUAAACCAUCUAGACAUAUUAAUUACCUUAGUUUUUUAUUGUAAACCAUUGUAUAUUGCAUAUUCUUGUAUUGCUCUAUUAUUAGAAUGUGGUAUUAGAUAUAAUGACUGUAUUGGUUGUAGUUUUCCUGCUUGUUUUGUGAUUAGUGUUUGUAGAUUCUUAAAAAUAAAUAAGACAUA
This is a messenger RNA of Tachysurus vachellii, 2026 nucleotides long. Its product is annotated as GTPase IMAP family member 9. Bases 66 to 1463 code for a protein of 465 amino acids. The record is from RefSeq and is a predicted model, not a curated record. The transcript has 4 exons. Lineage: Eukaryota; Metazoa; Chordata; Actinopteri; Siluriformes; Bagridae. Gene Ontology annotation, molecular function: GTP binding.